Adineta steineri is the source of this 543-nucleotide messenger RNA. The record is from the annotation of a GenBank genome assembly. Lineage: Eukaryota; Metazoa; Rotifera; Eurotatoria; Adinetida; Adinetidae.
AUGAUGUCAAAAUGUGAUUCACAUUGGAAUUUAUCGCUUAAUCAUUUACAAUCGAUUACAUUCAACAUCAAAUCAGAUUUAAUUCAUCAAUGCGAACGUAUUGCCAUGAUCGAACAAGUUCUUGAUGCAUCACCAAAUCUUUCAUCUCUCGUAAUAGCAUGGAGAGAUUUUCGACACUGUUCACGAAAAUACUUAAAUCUCAAAUACGUGCACCUCUUAUUAAAUGGAAAAUAUAAGAAUCCUAAACAUUAUUUUGACAUUCGUCGAUUAAAUGAAUUAGUACCUCAUCUAUAUACACUCGAAACAAGUGAUUCAGUUAUGAUGCUGAAUAAGAAUCUUAUUGAAUUUAUUUUGAACAUUAGUCAUCAAUUUAAUCAAUUAGUGCAUUUAGUAUUAAACAAAAAUUGUUUAAAUGGAUCUAGAGACAAAAAAAAACUCAAGUUCAGAGACAAACUAAUUGCAGCUAGUCAUGAUCAAAUAUUUCAUGGUUAUAAUAUGCAUUUUCGAUUUUAUGGAUAUGAUGAAUUACGUUUUUGGUUCUAA